Molecule: messenger RNA, 3180 nt
Organism: Rhodamnia argentea
Lineage: Eukaryota; Viridiplantae; Streptophyta; Magnoliopsida; Myrtales; Myrtaceae
Exons: 24
Coding region: 177-3059 (960 amino acids)
Biological process (GO): peptidoglycan biosynthetic process
Cellular component (GO): chloroplast
Molecular function (GO): ATP binding; D-alanine-D-alanine ligase activity; metal ion binding
Source: RefSeq, a predicted model, not a curated record
CGUCUGAAACUAAUAUUCAAAAAAUGGAAAGAGACAGAGACAGAGACAGAGACGGAGGGGGCUUGAUCGCUCGCCUGGUGGCACUCCAUUCACUAUAACUCACUGAAACUUGCCCUUCUGGGGUCACUCUUCCUGUUCACCUUCUCUCUCUUGGCUCCCGCCUCUGGCUCUCUGCAAUGGCGUCUCUCGGUUUCAGCUCUUACUUCUCUCCGGUGGAGAACAGGGGGAGUGAUGCUGUUGACCUGAGAAUGCUCGUUGCUGCUGCGAAGCCGCUGGUUCACUCCCUUGGCUUGCUGAAAUCGAACUCGAAGCCGAAGGACUGGAGCUUAAGGGCGUGCUUCCGUGAAGUUGGGAUCCCGCGUGCCGCUCCAGGAGCGGCCACAGCGGUCGCCGUGGAUGAUGGAGUUGCAAGGGAGAAGGAGAGAGAUGGGGUUUUGAGGGUCGGAGUCAUUUGCGGAGGUCCCUCCGCGGAGCGCGGGAUUUCUCUGAAUUCUGCGCGGUCGGUGCUUGAUCACAUUCAGGGGGAAGAUUUGCAAGUCAGCUGCUAUUACAUUGACUGCAACCUAAAUGCAUAUGCUAUAUCAUCUUCUCAGGCAUACUCAAACACUCCCGCAGAUUUUGAUUUUAAACUUGAAAGCCUGGCCCAGGGUUUCCGCUCUCUAUCUGACUUUGCAGCGCAUUUAGCAGCUUCCGUAGAUAUAGUGUUCCCCGUAAUCCAUGGUCAGUUUGGUGAAGAUGGUGGCAUCCAGGAACUUCUGGAAAGAUACAAUAUUCCAUUUGUCGGAACUGGAUCAAGUGAGUGUUGCCAAGCAUUUGACAAGUACCAUGCAUCAUUGGAGCUGAGCAAACAUGGUUUUGUUACAGUACCCAGUUUUCUUGUGCAGGGAUUGGAGGCGAAUGAAGCUGAACUUGCAAAGUGGUUUGAGCGAAACCAACUGGAUCCUGUCUCUGGGAAAGUUGUGGUCAAACCAGCUAGAGCUGGAUCAAGCAUUGGUGUAACAGUCGCUUACGGCACUGCUGAUUCUCUCAAAAAAGCCAGUGAAAUUAUUUCAGAGGGAAUUGAUAGUAAGGUCGUAGUGGAGAUAUUUCUUGAAGGAGGAAAUGAAUUCACUGCCAUUGUACUUGAUGUUGGCUCUGGGUUCGAUAGCCAUCCUGUUGUGUUAUUGCCAACUGAGGUGGAGCUCCAGUUUAGUGGCGAUGUUGAUGUGAGGGAGAAAGAUGCAAUUUUCAAUUACCGUAGGAAGUAUCUUCCAACUCAACAGGUUGCAUACCACACUCCGCCUCGUUUUCCAGUAGACGUAAUAGAAGACAUACGCAAAGGAGCAUCACUGUUGUUUAAACGGUUGGGUCUACGUGACUUUGCCAGGAUUGAUGGCUGGUUUUUGCCUUCCAAACAUUUAUCACCUUCUAAGGAAGUAUUUGGUGCGACUGGCUAUGGUACGAUAGUUUUCACCGACAUAAAUCUGAUAAGUGGGAUGGAGCAAACUAGCUUCCUAUUUCAGCAAGCUUCGAAGGUGGGAUUUUCUCACUCAAACAUCCUUCGGAGCAUUAUUAAUCAUGCUUGUUUGAGGUUUCCGGAUCUUGCAUAUCAUAAAGAUCUAUCUGGCCAUUUGCCCAGAGUCGAGAACUCCUCACAACUUGCUGAAACUUCCAGAAAACUGGAAAAACGUCACAAGAUCUUUGUUAUAUUCGGCGGAAACACUUCUGAGAGACAAGUAUCCCUCAUGAGUGGCACUAAUGUUUGGCUCAACUUGCAAGCAUUUGAUGAUCUUGAAGUGAUCCCGUGUUUGCUUGCUCCCUCAAAUCAACAUCCUUUGGGCACAGCUUUGAGUGGGAAGGAUUUUCAGUUGAGCUCAUGGGCAGUUUGGUCUCUACCUUACUCCCUGGUGCUAAGACACACAGCUGAAGAAGUUCUUGCCGCAUGUGUUGAGGCAAUUGAACCAUCCCGGGCUGCAUUGACAUCUCUUUUGCGGAAACAGGUUAUUAGCGAUCUCAUGGAAGGUCUGAGGAAACAAAAGUGGUUUUCAGGAUUUGAUAUAGCUGAUGAACUGCCAGUCAGAUAUUCACUUGAGCAGUGGAUCCUGCAAGCCAAGGAACUUCAAGCCACUGUUUUCAUUGCAGUACAUGGUGGCAUUGGCGAGGAUGGUACAUUACAGUCUUUGCUAGAGAAUGAAGGAGUUCCUUAUACAGGCCCUGGUGUGAUGGCUUCAAGGACGUGUAUGGACAAAGUUUCAACAUCUCUUUCUCUAAGCAAUUUAGAAAACUUGGGAGUUCUUACCAUAAAGAAAGAAGUAUGGAGCAAAAAGGAUCUGCUAGAUACACCAAUACUUGAUGUAUGGCAAGAUGUAAUCUCAAAGCUACAGUGUGAAAGUAUAUGCAUAAAGCCAGCUAGGGAUGGAUGCUCUACUGGCGUUGCAAGACUUCGUUGUAUCGAAGACCUGAAAGUGUAUGUAAAAGCCUUGGAAGAGGGCCUUCUACGUAUUCCUCCAAACAGUUUUUCAAAGGCUCAUGGAAUGAUUGAGAUGCCGAACCCUCCUCCAGAGUUCCUAAUUUUCGAACCAUUUAUUGAAACUGAUGAGAUCACUAUGUCAUCUAAAACCACAAAUGAAAAUGCUUCUGGCCUCAUGUGGGAAGGACGCAGCCGAUGGGUAGAAAUUACAGCCGGAGUUAUAGGAAAGCGAGGAUCCAUUCAUUCACUAAGUCCUAGCGUAACUGUCAAGGAAACUGGAGACAUUCUAUCACUUGAAGAGAAGUUCCAAGGUGGAACUGGCAUAAAUUUGACCCCACCACCAUUGUCGAUUAUGAGUGAUGAAGCCUUAGAGAGAUGUAAACAAAGGAUUGAGCUGAUCGCAAACACUCUACAGUUAGAAGGAUUUUCACGCAUCGAUGCAUUUGUCAAUGUCGAUACAGGAGAGGUUUUAAUUAUUGAGGUCAAUACUGUACCCGGAAUGACACCUUCCACCGUAUUGAUUCAUCAGGCACUUGCUGAGAAGCCUCCCAUGUACCCUCAUGAAUUCUUCCGUACCCUCCUCGAUUUGGGUUCUGAGAGGUUUGCAUAGAGUUUUUGGCAAAGUUUCCGAGUGUCGAUUACAAAAUCUUGGGGGGGAAUAACCAAAAUUACCAUGGAUUUGUGAUGAUGCUGAACCUUGUCGAUUCCGUUCGGAAAAUCAGCUCUUGCAA